This is a messenger RNA of Carassius auratus (goldfish), 1838 nucleotides long. Its product is annotated as tyrosine-protein kinase fyna-like. Gene Ontology annotation, biological process: protein phosphorylation. Gene Ontology annotation, molecular function: protein tyrosine kinase activity; protein binding; ATP binding. Lineage: Eukaryota; Metazoa; Chordata; Actinopteri; Cypriniformes; Cyprinidae. The transcript has 13 exons. Bases 169 to 1782 code for a protein of 537 amino acids. The record is from RefSeq and is a predicted model, not a curated record.
CUCACGCACUGGGGGAGGAAGGGCGCGCAACCAGCAACUGGUGAUUCAGAACCAAUGAAUCCAGUAACAAAGGCAAAGGAGCAAAUCGUAUGUUUUCACAUCAUCUUUAAUUGAAUGGAAUGCGAAUACUCCACUGUGGUAGCCCAGUGCUUGCCUUGAAUAUAGAUAAUGGGCUGUGUGCAAUGCAAGGAUAAAGAGGCAACCAAACUCACAGACGACAGAGAAACUAGUGUCUCACAGCAUGCAGGAUAUCGAUAUGGGUCUGAUCCGACACCUCAGCACUACCCCAGCUUUGGAGUCACCACUAUACCCAACUACAACAACUUCCAUGCACCUGUCAGUCAAGGAGUGACUGUGUUUGGUGGAGUGAACUCUUCUUCACACUCCGGAACACUACGAUCCCGGGGUGGAACAGGAGUAACACUCUUUGUAGCACUUUAUGAUUAUGAAGCAAGGUCAGAGGAUGACCUCAGCUUCAGGAAAGGGGAAAAGUUCCAGAUUCUAAAUAGCACGGAAGGAGACUGGUGGGAGGCGCGCUCUCUCACUACAGGUGGAACAGGAUACAUACCCAGUAAUUAUGUGGCUCCAGUAGACUCCAUACAGGCAGAAGAUUGGUAUUUUGGAAAACUUGGCCGUAAAGAUGCAGAACGGCAACUCUUGUCAAAUGGAAAUCCCAGAGGCACUUUCCUUAUAAGAGAGAGUGAGACCACAAAAGGAGCAUAUUCAUUGUCCAUACAGGACUGGGAUGAAACUAAAGGCGACCACGUGAAGCACUACAAGAUCCGCAAAUUGGACAAUGGAGGAUAUUACAUCACCACUAGAGCUCAGUUCGAAACUCUGCAGCAGCUUGUGCACCAUUAUUCUGCCCGGGCUGCAGGGCUUUGUUGCCGUUUAAUAGUCCCAUGUCAUAAAGGCAUGCCCCGCCUUGCUGACCUGUCUGUCAAAACCAAAGAUGUAUGGGAGAUCCCACGGGAGUCACUUCAGCUCAUCAAACGAUUGGGGAAUGGACAGUUCGGAGAGGUCUGGAUGGGCACAUGGAAUGGCAAUACUAAAGUGGCAGUGAAGACCUUGAAACCGGGCACAAUGUCCCCAGAGUCGUUCCUGGAGGAGGCUCAGAUAAUGAAGAAACUGAGGCAUGACAAGCUAGUGCAGCUUUAUGCGGUCGUCUCUGAAGAACCCAUCUACAUUGUGACAGAAUAUAUGAGCAAAGGAAGCCUGCUGGAUUUCUUGAAGGAUGGUGAAGGACGUGGGCUAAAAUUGCCAAAUUUAGUGGACAUGGCCGCUCAGGUUAGUAAAAUCAUGGCUUACAUUGAAAGGAUGAACUACAUCCACAGAGAUCUCCGGUCUGCCAAUAUACUUGUUGGGGACAGCUUAGUGUGCAAGAUUGCAGAUUUUGGACUGGCAAGACUAAUAGAGGACAAUGAAUACACAGCACGACAAGGUGCCAAGUUCCCAAUCAAGUGGACGGCUCCAGAGGCAGCACUCUAUGGAAGGUUUACCAUCAAGUCAGACGUGUGGUCAUUUGGAAUACUUCUCACAGAGCUGGUCACCAAAGGACGCGUGCCCUAUCCAGGCAUGAACAACCGAGAAGUCUUGGAGCAAGUUGAGCGUGGUUACAGGAUGCCCUGCCCCCAGGACUGUCCCAGCUCCCUGCACGAGCUCAUGCUCCAAUGCUGGAAGAGGGACCCCGAGGAGCGGCCCACCUUUGAGUACCUACAGGCCUUCCUGGAGGAUUACUUCACUGCCACUGAACCACAAUACCAACCCGGAGACAACCUCUAAACAUGGAGCUCCUGCAGAGUACAGAGUAUGCCACAACAGACUGCCCUUCAAAAGAC